CCUCCUCCUCCACCACCACCCUUCCGGAAGUGUAGCCGCCCUCGCGCCCACCAGCGGCCACCUCCUGAGCAGGCCCCGCCCCUAAGGCCCGCCCCCCAAAUCUCCGCCCCCUCCGCCAGUGGUGGCGCCGGGUUGCAGCGCCGGUCGUGGCGGUUUCGGUGCCCGAAGCCGGGAGCGCGGAGUCGUUCCCGGGAGCGGCGGCCAGGCUAUGAUCGUGGGUCCCCGGCGUCCCGCUCCGGCUACCCAGAGUCGGUGUCUCACCCUGUGUCCGUACCCGAGCGUUCUCUUCAGCCCAGUCCCGCGGCGCGGUUGGCGGCGGCGCCCACGGCGCGCCCCCUCCUCCGAUGGCGGCAGAGAUUCAGCCCAAGCCGCUGACCCGCAAGCCGAUCCUGCUGCAGCGGGUCGAGGGGUCCCAGGAGGUGGUGAAUAUGGCCGUGAUCGUGCCCAAGGAGGAGGGCGUCAUCAGCGUCUCAGAGGACAGGACUGUUCGUGUGUGGUUAAAGAGAGACAGUGGACAGUAUUGGCCAAGCAUAUACCAUGUAAUGCCUUCUCCAUGUUCAUGCAUGUCUUUUAACCCGGAAACAAGAAGACUGUCCAUAGGUCUAGACAAUGGUACAAUCUCAGAGUUUAUUUUAUCGGAAGAUUAUAACAAGAUGACUCCUGUGAAAAACUAUCAAGCACAUCAGAGCCGAGUGACGAUGAUCCUGUUUGUCCUGGAGCUGGAGUGGGUGCUGAGCACGGGACAGGACAAGCAGUUCGCCUGGCACUGCUCCGAGAGUGGACAGCGCCUGGGAGGCUAUCGCACCAGUGCUGUGGCCUCGGGCCUGCAAUUUGAUGUUGAAACCCGGCAUGUGUUUAUUGGUGACCACUCAGGCCAAGUAACCAUCCUCAAACUGGAGCAAGAAAACUGCACCCUGGUCACAACAUUCCGAGGACACACAGGUGGGGUGACUGCUCUCUGCUGGGACCCCGUCCAGCGGGUGCUGUUCUCGGGGAGCUCCGAUCACUCUGUCAUCAUGUGGGACAUCGGCGGGAGGAAAGGAACAGCCAUCGAGCUCCAAGGACACAAUGACAAAGUCCAGGCCCUGUCCUAUGCACAGCACACGCGGCAGCUCAUCUCCUGUGGUGGUGACGGUGGGAUUGUCGUCUGGAACAUGGACGUGGAACGGCAGGAGACCCCUGAAUGGUUGGACAGCGAUUCCUGCCAAAAGUGUGACCAGCCCUUUUUCUGGAACUUCAAGCAAAUGUGGGACAGUAAGAAAAUUGGCCUGAGACAGCACCACUGCCGGAAGUGCGGGAAGGCGGUCUGCGGCAAGUGCAGCUCCAAGCGCUCCUCCAUCCCUCUGAUGGGCUUCGAGUUUGAAGUGAGAGUGUGUGACAGCUGCCACGAGUCCAUCACAGACGAGGAACGUGCGCCCACGGCCACCUUCCAUGACAGCAAACAUAACAUCGUGCACGUGCAUUUUGAUGCCACCAGAGGAUGGCUACUGACUUCGGGAACUGACAAGGUUAUUAAGUUGUGGGACAUGACCCCGGUCGUGUCUUGAUGCCUCCCAGGCAUGAGAAAGAUAGUAUUUACUCAAGAAUCCCAAUCAUUACUGGAGCCGUAAAGCAGAUGUGUGGAUAGGAGGAGAGAAGCUGCAGAGCUGAGCUGAGUUCGCGCGUCACCUGCACACGCGGCGGUGACCGGCGAGCGGUGAGCGAGCUCUUGUGAGGGAACUCUUUCGUCUUGUUCAUACGAUAUAAAAGAAGAUAUUUUUUUAGAAAAUGGUUUACACAGUCUGGCUGUGCUACCUUGUUUUGAGUAUCCUGAAAACUCAGUGUGGACUGUUAGAGUUUUGUAGUUUGCAGAUACUUCAUGUUGGUUGUUUUGUGUGUUGGAGAAAUGAGGGAUGGGGUCUGUUGGGGGUCUUUGGGGUCGUCGUAGCAUAGUUUCCAUGCUUUCUUCCACUGGGCACGCAUCCUGUGGUCGGCAUCUUUUUCUUCUCGCCUCCGUCUGCCGGGCCCCAGAGCGAACGUCUUCGCCUUCGCAGCGUAUCCGCGGUGUUUCCGUCUCCAUCGAGGGGCUGGGAAAACCCUUUGUGUGCGUUUCCCAACUCACUUCUGAAUCACCUGAAGAAGGAUCCGUUGGUGACGUCUCGGUCAUUCGUGUUCUCGUGGAAUGGAAAUGACCUUGUGUUUCCGCCCCGGUUUCUCUCUGUCUUUCCCGCAUUUAACAAGAUGCUGUGAGAAGGCCACUCCCGGCGGCAGAGCCAGACUGUCGUAGCCCAGCCCUUCACCUCGCAGUGCCUGGAGCAUUUCUCAAUUCAGUUGGAGCCUUCUGAGCCUUUGAUGUUUUAGUUUUAUUAACACAGCUCUCUGUCGCUCAUGAUAUUAAACACGAAACCUGUGUCCUUGGAGGAUGUUGCCUUUGAGAUGUGUUUUUCUGUGUGAUGCCACCUCGGAACCUGAACACGCCCAGCGCGGUGAGGCUGCGUCCUGCUUUAUUCCUCACCACUGGUAUUUUCUUCCCCUUUCGAAACUAGGUAUUUAAAGAUUUCUGUCUUCAUGUAUUUUAUCAGAACACUCUGCACACUUUCAUACAAACCUGUGUGAUCUGAGACAUGAAAGGUACCGAGUCCUCCCGCUCAUGCUGUGUUUCUGUCGGGGAUGAGAGAGGAGGCCGGGGGAGGCUUGAGAGAAUGAACCGGCAGAACUCUCAUUUUAGGGGAAUCUCAUCAAACUUGAUAAAUUGAAAUAUUCUUGUGUGUAGUGACAACUUGGAAUAUUGAAGUCCUUUUUAAACAUCUUAUUUUCACCUAUAAAAAUAGAAUUUAAAUUAGCAGCAGGCAUGUGCUAUCUGCCUGCCGUCGGAAGCACGUAGCGUGCACCGCCUCAUUCAGCCCUUACCUGCCAGGAGCAGCAGGGGAUCCCUGAGUCCUUCGGGCUCGGGCUCAUGGGGUUAAACAAAGCCUUGCAGAUGAACCGGCCAAUUACGUGCCCUUCCCUGUCUGAGCCCUGCCUCUGCAGUAUCUUGUUCUCUUGCAAUUUGACAAAUUGGGGAUGGUAGUAUUUGAGAACCUAUGUUUUGCUUUUUCCCCUCGUGAUCGUGAAUGAGUUUUAACUGGGAUUGGGACUGUUGGCCGUGCUUGACACCAUCCCCACCACUGACCAGGUGUGCUUCCUGGGCACAGGGCUUCCUCGAAAUCAUUCUAUUGCUGUGGCCAUUGGUGUGCUCCCUGCAGCCAUGGUAUGCGACAACCCACGUGACCACAGUCUAAGGUGGUGUGAACACACACACACAAGCAGUGACCAGAUGUCACUUAGCUGGCCCUUCCACACGCCCUUGCUUGCCGUCAGUCAAAGCCAUUGUAACUAACUUGAGUCUCUUCUGCAUGACUGCUCUGCGCGAGGGCUUUAAAAAGGGAAUUCAGGAGUUCCCGUCGUGGCGCAGUGGUUAACGAAUCAGACUAGGAACCAUGAGGUUGCGGGUUCGGUCCCUGCCCUUGCUCAGUGGGUUAAUGAUCCGGCGUUGCCAUGAGCUGUGGUGUAGGUCGCAGACGCUGCUCGGAUCCCGUGUUGCUGUGGCUCUGGCAUAGGCUGGCAGCUACAGCUCCGAUUAGACCCCUAGCCUGGGAAACUCCAUAUGCCGUGGGAGUGGCCCAAGAAAUGGCAAAAAGACAAAAAAAAAAAAAAAAAAAAAAAAAGAUAAAAAGGGAAUUCAAUUUAAAAUAUUUAAACAUCUAUUUUGUAGUUUACUGCUAGGACCUGGAGCCACUUACCAAGUGUAUGUGAUAAAAGAUGCAUGUGUGGGAAAUAAUAGAAAUGAACGCUGUUUACCCUUCCUGAACUUGGGAGCUUGGCCUGUGUGCAGAGGCAAAUGGUGAUCAGGAGUCGUGCAUCAGGCUCCCAGCAAAGCUGACAGGGACCUGGGCUGGGUUGAGAUGAGCUCACACCCCAGUAGAGAAGCUGACGGUCCCUGUUGGAUGACAUGUGACACUGGGGUCCCUCUGGUCUGUAACCCUGCAUGCCAGCCAUCCCCUCCCAGCAUGGCUGUACCCCGGCCCACAGAGCCACUCAGAGGUUGAAACCGCUUAACACCUCAUGGGUGACAAGAGUCUCGCUCAAAAUUCACAGAUAUGUUAAGUAUCCAUGGCUCUGUUCUUAUCUGUGUAGAUGCCUGAUUGGUGAGAAGCGCUUAGCAAACCGUGUAUGCUUAGAGUACUGUGAAUUCUUGAGUUUGACGUUGUCUCCCCCAUUUCUGUAACUCAUAGCUGUGGGUUGGUGUUGGGGUGCCUUCUGAACCCUUUAUGGAGUAGAUGCUUCCUUCCUCAGGAGAGAAGGCUGGCGCCGGCGCCUGGCUUUUGUACUAUCUGGGUUACGGCUCUAGUUCUCGCCUCACGCGCUGGAACUGCACUUUAAUGUCUUGGUCUGUUACUUCAACACACAGGUUCAGGCAAGUAGUGCCCAACACAGCGAUGCUGGGAAAGCGGCAGAACCACACGCCAUGCACCUGACUGUCCUUUAUUCGGGAGGACAGGACCAAUCACAGGCUGUCCAUUUCUUCAAAGAAAUGUCAUUACUGGAACAUUUAGCUGCCUGGGUUGUCGCCACAGUACCAAAGUGGCUUUAGAUGAAGUACUUGGAAUCGUGUGUCUUUUUUAAUGAGGUCAGUCAACCAUGACAUAUCUCUCAUUUGAUUGUUUGAAUUAUUCAAAGAAUAAUCAUAAAACUGGAGGGGAUCUUCAGACAGCUAGGAGGUUCCAAGCACAAAACAGUGUCGUCUCACCAAGUAGUUAGACAUAGCUGAGGUGUAAACAAGGGCACUCUAACAGAAGAAUCUUUGCGGAACCACUGUCUCUGAACAUUAACUGGUUAUUGCGGGGGCGGGGUGGGGGGGAGGAGUGCAGCCUUGAGGCCGGGGGCUGUCCUCAGAGGUGACUGCAGAGCCUCCUUUGGCCCCAGCCCUGGGGUUCCGAGCACUGAGUGAGUUACUGCAGGGCUUCAGCAACUCCUUCCCACGUGCCUCCACACGGGGCACCCCAGCCGCAGCGCAGCAGUGGAAAUCCCAUUCCGUGAACGCAUCGCAGCCUCUGGCUGCGGGCAGACCCCUAGCGAACCUCCUCGUUGCCCUUUUUAUGAAAGAUCACCUUUUCCUGUUUUGAGAUUCAUUUUUUUUCAAAAGCAUAAUUUAUUUUUGCUUAGCAUUAAUCAAUUUUAAAGCCUGAAUUUUGCCUUUAAAGCAAAGGAUGAGGUCUGAACUAUAUAUCAGAGUUCCUGGACAUGGUCAUUAAAUGAGAUUCCUUUGUUUUUGUCUUUUCAUAGUAGUGUAAUUGUAUAUAAGUGACCUUGUCCACUAAGAUUUAUAUUUUAAAGUGAAAGAAAGCAUUUUGCCAAAGCAUUCUUUUUUCCUCUCCUUUUAAAUAAUACUAAGUUCCAUUUUUCUGGAGGUGAACGUGGAUAUACAGUGACGUGACUGGGAGACACAGAGCUUAAGUCCAUCCCGAGCACUGAGGCAUCUGGAUGAUCUGAGGGUCUCAGUCUCGUCCAGUUUGACCCUUUGCUGAGGGUUGACCCUGGCCCUGGGGCACGAGGUCCAUCCUGUGGCGUGUGGGCAGAGGCCACACGUUUCAGGGCCCGGUGCUAAAUCCAGUGACCGGGUGCAGGGGGUCCUGCCCCGAGGGUGGAGCCGGGGGCCUCGCAGGGGAAAGGCCUUGGAGCUGAGGGUUAGGAUGAGCAGGAGUGAGUCAGGAAGGAAAUGACUUUCCAGGCUGUGGAAAGGCGUCAACAAAGGCCUGCGACCUGCAUCAGCCUGGCGCGUGGGGCCCAUGAGGGGCUGGCAUUGCCAGUCUGUCAGGUGCGCAGCUGCGGCCCUGGGGCCUGAGCUCCGGUCACCGGGAGACGCAGCUGCCGGUGGCCACAGGCGUUUACCCAGAGCCUUGUCCGAGUCAGGUUUUCCUGCAGCUGAGGCCGGUGUCAGAGUUUGUUUCUGUGGAAAUCCCUGGAACUGUCCUCUUUACGUCACGCCUGGUAACAAAUCUGGGAACUUGGCGGGGGCACAGCCCCUCGUGGGCGGCCGUGAGGCCGCGCAGAGGCCGUAGCUGGCCCAGCCUUGGCCCGGCUGGUGACAUGCUGAUUCGGUGGCUGCCUCGGCGGCCGGCUUAGCGCCUCGCCUUUGAGGAAGCGCAGCCCUUGAGCUGGGCCAGAGGAGCCCGUCCCGGCCGGCAGUGGCCCUGCCGCGCCACGCAGCGCCCGGCCUUUCGGUGAGCAAGCGGGCGCUGCCGCCCUCGUUGCCCUCCCGGCCUUGAGCCACUCUUGCAGGUCGUGGGUCACUUCAGCGCGCUGUGGUCAAUGGGAGAAAGCGCGCGGCAGGGCCAGGCGCUGGCGGGGAGGACCGUUGCUCUCCAUGCAGUGACAGGGAAGGGGCUCGCAGCCCCCGCCCCCCACGGGCUCGGAACCUUCCAGUUCCAGCCGUGCCACCCGCCUGAGGGUCCUAUGUCCGGACCAUCCGUGGUCAUUUUUAAACUUCAGCUCAACUUUACAACCACGAACUAGACACAGGGCAGCCCUUGGGGUUCUCGUUUGUAAUGUGCCUUUAAGCGUUACCCAUUCCAACAAGCAGCCUAGUCAGGCCUAACACAAGCGAGCAGGCGCUCAAAUUAGCGCUGUCCAGCACCGGAAGGGGAGGAAGGGAAUCCCUCUUUUGUGUUUCUUAUGCCUGGAAAUUUCGGACAGUAUGUCGCCCCUUGUCUAUCAUCGUGGAAACUCCUUAAAAGCCUUGAGGAAGCGUCGGCCUUGGUGACCACUGUUAAGGUCCUUUCCAGGUCAUGAGUCUAUGAUUCCAUGACUGUAGUUAUCGGACUGGCUGAACCGCUACCGGUGACCCGCCCAUCCACUGCCUGGACUGAGGUAAAUGGGAGCACGUCCCACUGCCUUUGUCUUCUGUCACAUCAAGUAAGUUGCUGCCUGUAUUUCCCAUCUAAAGCCCAGGAGGUUUGAAAAAGGUGGUAGAGGUGAGUCAUGAUACCUCUCAUUAAAAACAGGUACGUCAAGGAGUUCCCGUUGUGGUUCAGCAGGUUAAGAGCCCAACUAGUAUCCAUGAGGAUGUGGUUCAACCUCUGGCGUCACUCAGUGGGUUAAGGAUCUGGCGUUGCCACAAGCGGAGGCCCAGGUCACAGAUGAGGCUCGGACCUGGCAUUGCUGUGGCUGUGGUGUAGGUUGGCAGCUGCAGCUCUGAUUCAACCCCUAGCCUGGGAACCUCCAUAUGCCGCGGGUGCAGCCCUAAAAAGCAACAACAGAAAAAAAGCAAAAAAGAAACAGGUACCUCAGGGUAUUCAUCCUUGUGAGUCCAAAAGUGCAUCUGACCUUCAGGUUGGCUGAAAGAACAGAUUUAGAACCCUUGCUAUUUAGGGUCCUGUCUUCUUUAUUUUUCCUCCCUUGGUCCUCUAGGAAGCACGAGAGGUAAACUGUAACAAAAAAAGAGGGACAUGGUGUGAAAAAAUAUUUAUUUCACUUAUACACCCUUUUUCGCACUCAAAUGGACAGCCGCCUCCUGUUGGCAGCAUACCCAGGAUGACGUAUGGGCCACAGCACCUGUGGCGCUGGGAGCCCUGAACUCACAUCUCCGCGUUUCACACCAUCUGCCUUUUUUUCAAUGUACUGUCAUUUUGCAGAAGAAAAUCUUUAUGUGAAAAGAACAAAAACUGUUACUAACUGGACACCCGGGAAGGUGCUAGCCCCACAUUCGUGCCUGCUGACCUGUCUCCACAACCGGGGACAUGGACGCCUCCACCCGCGCGCCCAUCAGCUUUGCGGCCGUGUCGGCACCAGGCUGUAGCUGGCGUGUUGCUUUAUGGACGUCUUUCCCUUUUUGAAACGAGAUUCUCCAAGGGGUCAGGCUGAGACUGUAAUAAGCCCAAAGCCGGAAGCGAUCUCUCAAAUGUGGUUCUAGCCGCACUCUGCUGGCAUCGCCAUGCCUUCUGCCACUGGCAUCCACCAACCAGACCGGGCAGACUCCACACUGACUUCCUGAAUGUCUUUCAGUGGGAAUGAGCACGGCUCUCCCACAGUGUUAAAAUGUCUGUAUCCGGUUCAAAUGCUGCUGAAUGCUGUGAAUGUUUCUGAACUCUGCUCACUUUCCCACUGUGCUUCCCUCUGACCGAAUCAUCCGUGUACCAUGACCAGUGUCAGAGACUCUCAAUGCAACUUACCGCCAUGGUUUAAAAUAAACCUCUGUGGAAACCU
This is a messenger RNA of Sus scrofa (pig), 8223 nucleotides long. RefSeq names its product WD repeat and FYVE domain containing 2 (gene WDFY2). The record is from RefSeq and is a predicted model, not a curated record. Gene Ontology annotation, biological process: positive regulation of protein phosphorylation; positive regulation of fat cell differentiation. Gene Ontology annotation, cellular component: early endosome. Gene Ontology annotation, molecular function: protein binding; metal ion binding. NCBI's taxonomy places the organism in Eukaryota, Metazoa, Chordata, Mammalia, Artiodactyla, Suidae.